AUGGAUCCGAUUCCGGUAAAAAGAGAGUACACCAAGAUCUCCACGGGGAACUUUUCGGUUAGCGAACACGUGACGCCGGGAAAUUUUGCCAUCUAUUCGACGGAUUUCUUUUUGGCUAUCCUGAUCGUCAUUCUCAACAGCAACUUUUUCAUCGUUCUAUUGAAGACCAGAUGUCUACAUUUGGUUGGUAUUGAAAUUCUUACAAGAGGGAUUUUUUCAGCCUCUGGUUAAGGUUCUGAGCACUUUUGGACUUGCUGAGUUCAGAAAAAAAAAUUUAAAAAUCCUUAAAAUAGAUCUUUUUUUAAGUUGUGAUCGUUUGAAAUUCUGAAACUUCGAAAAAUAAUGGAAAAAAAGCGUCAUUUGAAGAUUUUCCUGUAGCGUCAUAAAUCAGAUAUAAAAUCUAUUACGAGCUUUUUCUUUCACUAGUUCCAGGAGUUCCUAAAGUACUCCUGGCUAAGAAAGUUAGCUCACUUCAAGAAAAAAUUAAUUUUUUUGAAGAAUCUGAGGACAAUUCUGAUGAACACCGUCGUGGCCAACACGGCGUAUGGACUCACUCGAAUUUGCAUUUCGACGAUUUUAGGAAGCGCUUUUCUGUUCGACGUCGACAUAUCAAGUUGGUUUCUUUUUUCAAGCCCUAUCAAUACAAGAGAUGCCCAGGAAUUGAUAUUAGUAUAUUUUUUAUAACUGAAAAUAGUUAAAGGAUGCUUUUUUUUUGGAUUCGUAGCGUUGAAAAUCUCUAGCUAUGAUUUUUAGGCAAGAACUGA
Caenorhabditis auriculariae is the source of this 764-nucleotide messenger RNA. The record is from the annotation of a GenBank genome assembly. NCBI's taxonomy places the organism in Eukaryota, Metazoa, Nematoda, Chromadorea, Rhabditida, Rhabditidae.